GCCGAGUCUUCCUCCCGCGCCGCUGAGAGCCGCGCUGCCUGCGCGCACGGUGCGCCGCGCGGUGUUAGCGGCCCGCUGCCGAGGCCUCCCGGGCGGCCCCAUGGCGCUGUGCAACGGAGACUCCAAGCUGGAGAACGCAGGAGGGGACCUCAAGGAUGGCCGGCCACACUACGAGGGCGCUGUGGUCAUAUUAGAUGCCGGGGCACAGUAUGGCAAAGUCAUCGACCGCCGAGUGCGAGAGCUAUUUGUGCAAUCAGAGAUCUUCCCACUGGAGACCCCGGCCUUCGCCAUCAAGGAGCAGGGCUUCCGUGCCAUCAUCAUCUCCGGAGGCCCCAACUCUGUGUAUGCUGAGGACGCUCCCUGGUUUGACCCCGCCAUCUUCACCAUCGGCAGGCCUGUGUUGGGCAUAUGCUAUGGCAUGCAGAUGAUGAACAAGGUGUUCGGGGGCACGGUGGACAGGAAGAAUGUGCGGGAGGACGGCGUCUUCAGCAUCUCUGUGGACAACACUUGCACCCUCUUCAGGGGCCUGCAGAAGGAGGAGAUCGUGUUGCUCACUCACGGAGACAGUGUCGACAAGGUUGCUGACGGCUUUAAGGUCGUUGCUCGUUCUGGAAACAUCGUGGCAGGCAUUGCCAAUGAGUCGAAGAAGCUCUAUGGGGUGCAGUUCCACCCUGAAGUGGGGCUCACUGAGAACGGGAAGGUGGUGCUAAAGAACUUCCUCUACGACAUCGCUGGCUGCAGCGGCACUUUCACUGUGCAGCGCCGCGAGCUCGAGUGUAUCCGCGAGAUCCGGGAGCAGGCGGGCAACUCCAAAGUGCUGGUGCUGCUGAGUGGUGGCGUGGACUCGACAGUGUGCACGGCCCUGCUGAACCGCGCACUGAGCCAGGAGCAGGUGCUGGCCGUGCAUAUCGACAAUGGCUUCAUGCGGAAGCGCGAGAGCCAGUCGGUGGAGGAGGCACUGCAUAAACUGGGCAUCCAGGUCAAAGUGAUCAAUGCUGCCCACUCCUUCUACAAUGGCACGACCACCUUGCCCAUAUCUGACGAGGAUCGAACCCCGAGGAAGAGGAUCAGCAAGACCUUGAACAUGACCACGAGUCCCGAAGAGAAGCGGAAGAUUAUUGGGGACACGUUUGUUAAGAUCGCCAAUGAGGUUAUUGGGGAGCUCCACCUGAAGCCCGAGGAGGUAUUCCUGGCGCAGGGCACACUGCGGCCCGACCUCAUCGAGAGCGCGUCCCUCAUGGCCAGCGGCAAAGCCCAUCUCAUCAAGACACACCACAAUGACACCGAGCUCAUCCGAAAGCUUCGGGAGGAGGGGAAGGUGAUAGAACCUUUGAAAGAUUUUCACAAGGAUGAAGUGAGAGUUUUAGGCCGAGAGCUAGGCCUUCCGGAGGAGCUGGUUUCUAGACACCCGUUCCCAGGUCCUGGCUUGGCCAUCAGAGUAAUAUGUGCUGAAGAACCAUACAUUUGUAAGGAUUUUCCUGAAACCAAUAAUAUUUUGAAAAUAGUAGCUGAUUUUUCUGCCAGUGUUAAAAAGCCACACACACUGCUGCAGAGGGUGAAGGCCUGUACUACCGAGGAGGACCAGGAGAAACUGAUGCACAUCACCAGCCUACACACGCUUAGUGCCUUCCUGCUGCCCAUCAAGACAGUUGGCGUGCAGGGAGACUGUCGCUCCUACAGCUAUGUGUGCGGGAUCUCCAGUAAGGAUGAACCCGACUGGGACUCACUUAUCUUCCUGGCCAGGCUCAUCCCUCGAAUGUGCCACAAUAUCAACAGGGUGGUUUAUGUAUUUGGACCCCUGGUGAAGGAGCCACCCACUGACGUCACCCCCACCUUCCUGACUACGGGUGUUCUUAGCACUCUGCGCCAGGCCGACUUCGAGGCUCACAACAUCCUCCGGGAGUCAGGUCAUGCUGGGAAGGUCAGCCAGAUGCCGGUCAUCCUCACCCCACUGCACUUUGACCGGGAUCCCCUGCAGAAGCAGCCUUCCUGCCAGAGGUCUGUGGUUAUCCGAACAUUCAUUACCAGCGACUUCAUGACGGGAGUCCCCGCCAUUCCCGGCAGCGAAAUCCCCGUGGAGGUGGUGAUGAAGAUGGUGGCCGAGAUCAAGAAGAUCCCAGGCAUUUCCCGGAUCAUGUACGACCUCACAUCCAAGCCCCCCGGGACCACCGAGUGGGAAUAAUAAAGUAUUUGUGUGUCUUGCCA
Suncus etruscus (white-toothed pygmy shrew) is the source of this 2205-nucleotide messenger RNA. RefSeq names its product guanine monophosphate synthase (gene GMPS). The transcript is spliced from 15 exons. Gene Ontology annotation, cellular component: cytosol. Gene Ontology annotation, molecular function: GMP synthase (glutamine-hydrolyzing) activity; ATP binding; GMP synthase activity. Gene Ontology annotation, biological process: GMP biosynthetic process. The record is from RefSeq and is a predicted model, not a curated record. The coding region runs from base 101 to 2182 and encodes 693 amino acids. Lineage: Eukaryota; Metazoa; Chordata; Mammalia; Eulipotyphla; Soricidae.